UCCCACUUCACAGUUUCUGUGAAGUGAGUGAGUUUUGUUUGAAUUUUUUUUAUAUUGUUUUCAAUAUAAAUUAUCAUAAUGGCGGACAUAAAAAAGAGCUUCCAGUUGCUGUUUGAUCGGCCAAACGAACCGAUGAUCACUCCAAAAGGCGAAGAAAAUGCCAUUUUCCAACUUACAGAUCAACUACUGCCAAAAGAAUACGAGACCAAUGGAAUUUCGUUGAACAACCGAUUCGGUGAAGAUGCCAACGAAAGAAUCCCGCUUCAGAAUUUAAGCAGUGUGCCACAGUUUCCGAUAGCUUCGCAACUACCGACUGACGCAGAUUUCUCUUUAUUUCUGCCGCGCCACCAGAAGAUGGCCGCUGAAGUAAUUGACGUUCUAAUGAGUGUUCCCACUAACGAGUUGCAACAAUUGCUGUCUACUUGUGUUUUUGCAAGAUCCAACCUCAAUCCUCAACUGUUUAACUACUGUUAUUCUGUGGCCUUAAUGCACAGGAGAGACACUAGAGACAUACAGAUUCCUAAUUUUGCCGAGACCUUCCCCUCCAAGUUCUUGGAUUCUCAAGUGUUUACGCAAGCUCGUGAAACUGCUGCUGUUAUACCAUCAAAUAUUCCACGCACUCCGAUUAUCAUUCCUCGCGAUUACACUGCCACCGAUUUGGAAAUAGAGCAUCGUAUGGCAUACUGGCGGGAAGAUAUCGGCGUCAAUCUACACCACUGGCACUGGCAUCUAGUUUACCCGUUCGCGGCUGCUGAUAGGUCCAUCGUUGCAAAAGAUCGUCGUGGGGAACUCUUCUUCUAUAUGCAUCAGCAAAUUAUUGCUCGUUACAAUGUAGAGCGGCUCUGUAACUCUCUGAAGAGAGUGAAAAAGUUCAGCAACUGGAGGGAACCGAUUCCAGAAGCUUAUUUCCCGAAGCUUGAUAGUUUAACGUCGUCGCGCGGCUGGCCUCCACGGCAGGCCAAUAUGAGAUGGCAAGACUUGAAUCGUCCGGUCGACGGUUUGAAUGUAACUAUCGCUGACAUGGAAAGGUGGAGAAAAAAUAUCGAAGAAGCUAUCGCAACUGGAGUAUGUAGACUGCCCAACGGCAGCACUAUGCCACUGAAUAUCGACAUACUGGGCAACAUGGUAGAAGCCAGCAUCCUUUCACCAAACAGCGAAUUGUAUGGCAGUGUGCACAACAAUGGACACAGCUUCUCCGCCUACAUGCACGACCCCGACCAUCGUUACCUAGAAAACUUCGGUGUUAUAGCAGAUGAGGCGACGACUAUGCGCGAUCCUUUCUUCUACCGGUGGCAUGCAUGGAUCGAUGACCUCUUCCAAAAGCAUAAGGAGUCUGCUUCAGUCCGACCUUAUUCCGAAUCUGAACUUUCCAACCCAGGCGUGCAAGUGACAUCGGCUACUAUAGAGACACAAGGUGGGCAGCCUAAUGAACUGAACACCUUCUGGAUGUCGAGUGAUGUGGAUCUGUCUCGGGGGCUCGACUUCUCUAACAGAGGGCCGGUCUAUGCCCGCUUCACUCAUCUCAAUCACAGGCCUUUCCGUUAUGUAAUCAAUGUGAACAACACUGGAAACGCUCGACGCACCACUGUCAGAAUCUUCAUAUGCCCCAAGAAUGACGAGAGAAACCUACCUUGGGCGUUGUCAGAUCAGCGCAAGAUGUUUAUCGAGAUGGACAGAUUUGUGACUCCAUUGAACGCCGGUCAGAACACAAUAACUCGUCAGUCAUCCGAGUCCACGUUCACGAUUCCAUUCGAGCAGACGUUCCGCGAUCUGUCAAUCCAGGGCGAUAACCCGCGCCUCCAGGACCUCGCCGCGUUCAACUUCUGCGGUUGUGGGUGGCCGCAACACAUGCUCGUCCCCAAGGGCACCGAGCCUGGCAUGCCAUUCGUACUCUUCGUGAUGCUCUCUAACUACGAAUUGGAUAAGCUCGACCAACCAGACAGCCCAGAAAUGACAUGCAAAGAAGCGUCCAGUUUCUGCGGCCUGCGCGAUCGACUGUACCCGGACAAGCGCUCUAUGGGCUUCCCAUUCGACCGACCCUCGCGCACAGUCACCAAUAUCGAUAACUUUAUUCUACCCAAUAUGGCAUUGCAAGAUAUUACUGUCCGCUUACAGAAUGUCACAGAGCCUAACCCAAGAAACCCUCGCACUUAAUACAAAAAUUCAAUACAUUUGAAUUAACAUAAUAACACGUCAAAGUACUUCACAUAUCUUAAUUAUGAUUUGCAUUAUAAAAUAUUUUUCGUUAUUAUAAUUAUGUUGCAUACCUAUUAGAAAUAUAAAAAUGGAAAGGCUGAUAAUUUAGUUUAGAAUAAUAGAGUUAAGUAUUGUAUAUAUUUAAGAACUAUUUUAAUGACCCAUUUGUAUCACAUAAUUGAAUAAAUAUUUCAUAUAUAAAA
Messenger RNA from Diatraea saccharalis (sugarcane borer), 2399 nucleotides. The record is from the annotation of a GenBank genome assembly. NCBI's taxonomy places the organism in Eukaryota, Metazoa, Arthropoda, Insecta, Lepidoptera, Crambidae.